UGCCGUGGCUAGGUUAGCUGCUAACUAGCUCGGAGGCUAACUAACGGCUGAUGGCAGGCAGUUGGCCAGCUAACGCUUCAAAGUAUGAAAACAUUUGAGCGUCAUCUGCUUUCUGCCGACGCUUCUCGACGUUUGUGUGUCUCGGUGUGGUUUGCUAAGAGCCUCGUAGACACCCCUCUGCACAUGAACCGUGCUAGCUGUUGGUAAACACCUUUUUUUAUAUUAAUCGGCGUUAGCAGCAGCUAAGCAUCAUGCAGCUAGGUGCUGCAGCCAUAGCGAUGAUCAGCGAGGCGUUUUACUUCAUAGACAGUCUGUCUGUGUGUGUGACGAAGACUUUUAAAUACUCAGCUGUCAGGACAGUUUUCUCAGCGUCUGUUCAGGAAGCUGCCACCUCGAGUGUGUGUCCCUCUGAAGAACAUUGUCAGCGAGGAGUUCCUGAGAGCAGGACAUAUCUUUUUAGGUUUCACCAAAUGUGGCCGAUACGUUCUGUCCUACACCGGCGACUUAGGAGAGGAUGAUGAUUUCUCUUUCUACACCUACCAUCUCUACUGGUGGGAGUUCAACAUGCACAGUCGACUCAAACAGGUCCAUCAUGUACGUCUGUUUGCAGGGGAGGAAAUCUACAGCGACCUGUACCUGACUGUGUGCGAGUGGCCAAAUGACCACUCAAAAAUUGUCAUCUUUGGCUUCAACACACGCAGCUCCAGCUCUGUCCUGAUGAACUUAAUGAUGAGUGAUGAAAACAACAGAGACAUCUACAUCACCAUCGCCUCCAUGCCUCCUCCUAAACCUUGCUCUCAAUGCUGCCCCGUUCCCUCAGCCACUACCAUUCGCACAGGAAGCGGCGAGUGUUUGGAACAUGGCUAUGUGCUCAACAGCAGGUACCAGGUGGUGUACCCGUUCCCCACUUUCCAGCCAGCUUUCCAGCUGAAGAAGGACCAGGUCAUUCUGUUAAACACUAGCUACUCUCUGGUGGCUUGCGGCAUCUCACUCUGCCCAGGUAAGGAGGGUCAGUCAUCGCAGAUCCUUUACACCAAGCGAGCAGCUCUGUCAAGUCAAGCCUCCGCUGCUUUUUCUUCCACCACCCUGGCCUCCUCACCUUCGUUACCUCAGGGAUCUCCCGAAAGCCGACUGCCACCAAGCAGACCCGCUCCAGUUCCCUCAUCUCCUAGCCAGUCACAAGCAGCCGUGCGAGCCCGGGAGUUUGCAGCUGACCUCUUCAGACGGGCUCAAGGAGGAGCAGGAGGAGGUGGAGCAGGAGCAGCAGGAGCAGGAGGAGGAAGAGGGAAAGAAAACGAAGGCCAGACAGAAAAGAGAACAGCUGAUGGUAGUGAAAAAGAGUCGGCACAGAUACCCGGAGACAAAGGGAUAAAUGUAGAGAAGAGGAGAGACGAGGAGGAGUUCAGAGAGAGGAGGGAGGAGGAGAGACGGACUAGUUUACCACAACCAUCAACAUCGGGUGGGAGCCACAGUUUGCCACAGUCUUCUGAACAAGUGAUGUCUCCUGCCUCCUCAUCCUCAUCACCGUCAUCCCCUCUGACCCCGUCCUCGUCCUCGUCCCAGGAGGCUGGCCCCAGUGAGCCUGGCUACGUCAACUAUUCACGCCUGCACUACCGCCUCCAACAGCCAGGGGCUGCAGAGCAGAAUACAGAAGGUUAUGAAGACGAUAAAGUUCAGCUACCAUUCACAGUCACCGACCUUAAAGGACGAAACCUGCAGCAGGUCACCGGGCAACACAACAGGCAGAGUGUGUGUGUGGAGCAGUUGACUCUAGACUUUGAGUAUCUCAUCAAUGAGGUGAUCAGGAGCGAUGCUGCCUGGGCCCCUCAGUUCUGCUCCUUCAGCGACUAUGAUGUUGUCAUAUUAGAGGUGUGUCCUGAAACCAACACUGUGCUGAUCAACAUUGGUCUGCUGUUACUGGCCUUCUCCAACUCAGAUGAGGAGCACUGCAGACCGAACACGUAUCAUUCCAACCUGCAGGUCAGCUGGGACCUAAACACAGGCGUGUGCUGCACUGUGGGUGUUGGUGACCUCACCGAGGUCAAGGGUCAAACCAGUGGGAGUGUGUGGAGUUCUUACAGGAAGUCUUGUGUGAACACCGUGAUGAAGUGGUUGGUUCCUGAGAGCAGCUCCCGCUACAUUAAUCGCAUGACCAACGAAGCUCUACACAAAGGCUCGUCCCUUCAAGUGUUGGCAGAUAGUGACCGAUGUACCUGGAUUGUACUAUGAAGAAAGAAGAGGGCCACAAGUGUCAAAGCAACACAAAAACAAAAGCACACACACACACACACACACGCGUUGACACAGCCAUGUGGUCAGUAUGGAGCUCUACCUUAAUCUCGGCAAAACUGCACAUGUUCAGCAACUGUGCUUUGGUAACAAGUAGUUAAAACACGUGUCAAAUUGAAACUGAACAAAGAUUAAGUUUUUUUUUUUUUAGGUGGUCUGUGUUUAAUUUUACAGAUUUCAUAUUUUUGUGUAAUUGUGUACUGUAUCAUCGCAACCACCAAAAACCAAGAGCUGGACGAAGAUUUAGUUUUUACGUUUUGUUUUUAUACAUAAAGGCGUACUGUUGUAGUGCGAGUGUGUGUGUGUGUGUGUGUGUAACUGAACGUAUGCAAUAUCUGCACCUGUGUGAUGUUCACGAGGGGAUUUCAACUAGAGAAUAAGUGUGUGAGAGUGUGCGCAUGUGUAAAGUGUAUGUAACUGACAGAUUCUGCUGCUUCUGAACAAGUUGUUUUCUCGCCUGGACCAGUUCAGUCUAGCUGUGUUGAUUCAUAAGACUGCAGUAUUUAAAAUUGAACCCAGCAUCACAUGACUCUUUACAUCUUUCCUUUUUUUUUUUUUUUUUUUUAACCUUUUGUCAUGGAAGUAGAGGGUUGUUGGAGUGAGCUGCCCAGCUAGUUGACAUCACUCUGUAUGUUUACUGGCAUGUAAGUAAGGCUUAUGUUAUAUUGGGAUAUUUUGUUAAAAUAAAAUGUUCAAACAUU
Messenger RNA from Larimichthys crocea (large yellow croaker), 2990 nucleotides. RefSeq names its product DDB1 and CUL4 associated factor 15 (gene dcaf15). Gene Ontology annotation, biological process: protein ubiquitination. The record is from RefSeq and is a predicted model, not a curated record. Bases 565 to 2229 code for a protein of 554 amino acids. Lineage: Eukaryota; Metazoa; Chordata; Actinopteri; Sciaenidae. Gene Ontology annotation, cellular component: Cul4-RING E3 ubiquitin ligase complex. The transcript has 13 exons.